AUGAUUUUCAAGUAUAUUUUCCCCGCUACUCUUCUUGCAUCGGGAGUCCUUGGAGAAGCCGAAUUCGUUACGGUAACAAAAGUUCAAUCUCUUGUUGUUCGCGAUACAGAACCCUGCAACAAAACUCCAGCCGGCGGAAUACCCCCCUUCUGUAUGACAGAUUUAGGUACUUUCAAUCCGAGCGCCACAUACCAAGGUACCGGCAGAACAACGUCGUCGGCAGCAAUAACGGCACCGGCACCAUCAUGUUCUCUGCACGAAGCAGACCCCGACGAAGGCGUAGACAAGGCUUUCUGCUUGUGCAACUCCUCAACUCUCCCCAUCCUCUCAGUUGAUCUGGCAACUGCGACUGGCCCAGACGCAAGUUGUGCGUACACGACAAUGCCCGGCGCAUCAGCAACAAUUACUACAGACACAGCACUGGGCCCGGCCUCGACAAACUCAGCAUUGUGCCAAGUAUGCUCCCUGGCAGUUGUGAACGAAGACUCCUGCACCACCAUUCCCAACUGCCUACCUCAAGCAGCACAAGCUUCAGUUCAAGCCGGCUCGUCGCCCGUCCACGUCGGGACGCUCACCGGAACAGCUCUAUACACGAGUGUCUCAAGUGCACUUGAGAAGCUCUGCCCUCCCGUCACACAAACAAACUCCGCAACCAAGUGCUCAGAAACCGACACGAUCAAGAUCGGGAACAUCCAAGCGGUAGAAGACGAGAGUCUGACGACCGGCGAGCUGGACGUCACCGUCAAGGAUAGUUCAUACAAUGCUACUUCUCUCCGCGACGCCAUGAUCCAGUCCGCUGCACUCACGUUCCAGAAUAGCGCUACAGGCAAGAAUUGCUAUAAUGCUACUUAUACGACGGAGGAGGCAAAGAAGCGGUCGAAUUUGGAUUGGUUCAAGGAUUCUGUAGGACUUGCGAGCCGUGACCACCCGUAUCCGGUGCAAGAGACUAUCCAACUCUGCAAUGCUGGUGAUUUUGCUGGUGUGCAGUAUUUCAGCCAGUUCUGGCGGACAGCUCCUCAGCCCGGCGCGACGGAUUAUCUUGAUGCCAACAUCGCAUUUGAAUCCAGUGGUUCGGACUUUUGGUGUGAGUUUUUGGCAGAUUUGAUGGAUGAGUUGGUCGUGGUUGCGCCGGAAUUUGCGGUUGAGGAUGUGGAGCUUGGAGAGGAGAUUCGAGCGAUAUGUGCGGGGGAUUUCAGCACAAUCACUGGGUAG
Molecule: messenger RNA, 1212 nt
Organism: Lachnellula hyalina
Lineage: Eukaryota; Fungi; Ascomycota; Leotiomycetes; Helotiales; Lachnaceae
Exons: 1
Coding region: 1-1212 (403 amino acids)
Source: RefSeq, a predicted model, not a curated record